Messenger RNA from Musa acuminata AAA Group (dessert banana), 1671 nucleotides. Its product is annotated as ACT domain-containing protein ACR4-like. The record is from RefSeq and is a predicted model, not a curated record. The transcript is spliced from 8 exons. NCBI's taxonomy places the organism in Eukaryota, Viridiplantae, Streptophyta, Magnoliopsida, Zingiberales, Musaceae. Bases 149 to 1504 code for a protein of 451 amino acids.
GAACGCUUUUUAACGUGCGGCGACGCUGAAGUGCGUGUGUGAUCGGCCUCCGCGGCUUUGGAGAGGCAGCGGGAGGACGCAUCCCUUCCCCCUCGCUCGGUGACCUCCAGUUCGCGCGCCGCAGCAGCCGCCACUGCGGCGAGAAACCAUGGAUGGAGAUUUGAGUUCUUCGUGGGACAGCGACGACGAGUACGAGAAAUUCAUCCGAAGAAUGAACCCUCCAAGGGUUGUCGUCGACAAUGAUUCUUGCGCAGACGCAACGGUUAUUAAGGUUGAUAGCGCAAACAAACAUGGGAUUCUUUUGGAAGUAGUUCAGGUCCUUAUGGACCUCAAUCUCAUCAUCACCAAGGCUUACAUAUCCUCGGACGGAGGAUGGUUUAUGGAUGUAUUCAACGUGAGGGAUCGGGAUGGGAAUAAAAUUGGGGAAGAAAUGAAGCUGAAUGAGAUAAAUGGUUUCAUUCGCAAGUCCCUGGGGGAAGAAUCUUCUUAUAUUCCGUCGCGAAGGAGAUCCAUAGAUUUCAUGCCUUCCUCCGAUCACACAUCCAUAGAAUUGACCGGGACAGAUCGGCCUGGCUUGCUCUCGGAAGUGUGUGCGGUUCUCAGUGAUCUAGAGUGCAAUGUGGUGAACGCGGAGGUGUGGACACACAAUACUAGGGCGGCGGCGGUGAUGCAAGUGAGCGACAAGGGGACGGGCACAGCUAUUGCGGACACGGAAAAGCUGUCUAGAAUUAAGAAGCUCCUUUACAAUGUGCUCAAAGGGAGCAAUAAGAGCAGGGAAGCCAAGACGGCAGUGUCUGUGGGAGCCACUCACACAGAGCGGAGACUCCAUCAGAUGAUGUUUGACGAUAGGGAUUAUGAGAGAUCCGGUGAGGAUGAUGGGAAUGUGUGUCACCGACCAAAGGUUACUGUCGUUAAUUGGUUCGACAAGGAUUAUUCGAUGGUCACAAUACGAUGUAAGGAUCGACCAAAGCUUCUUUUCGAUACGGUUUGCACUUUGACGGAUAUGCAGUAUGUGGUUUUCCAUGGAAAUGUGGAUGCAGAGGGCCCAGAAGCUUAUCAGGAGUACUAUAUUAGGCACAUUGAUGGGUCCCCAGUUAACUCAGAAGCUGAGAGGCAGCGAGUGAUCCAAUGCCUUGAAGCAGCCAUAGAGAGGAGAGUAUCCGAGGGUCUGAAGCUGGAGUUGUGUACGAGUGAUCGAAUGGGCUUGUUAUCGGAUGUCACAAGAAUAUUCCGCGAGAACGGUCUGACCGUCACAAGAGCAGAAGUGACCACAAAAGGAGGCAAAGUCUUCAACAUAUUUUAUGUCCGCGAUGCUGCUGGUAACUCGGUUGAUCCAAAGACCCUUGAUGACAUACGAGCAGAGAUCGGCCAGACGGUGCUCCAAGUGAAAGGCCACUCAGAUCACCUCAAAUCCCCACAGGAAUCUCCUACCCGAUUCCUGCUCGGCAGUUUAUUCAAAUCUAAAUCUCUCUACAAUCUCGGAUUAAUCAGGUCUUACACUUAGGCUAAUGUUGUUCCCCUGUGUACAUUAUCAUUCAUCGACGUUUCAUCAUUCGGCAAGCAGCUGCUCUGCCAUUGUGUUAGAAUCCUAAACUUGCUUCCCUCGUCUUAUGAUUGGAAACAUGCUUGUAACUGUAGAAAUCUCAAGAAAUCCAUAUCAUGUUCAUACGA